Molecule: messenger RNA, 1070 nt
Organism: Capsicum annuum
Lineage: Eukaryota; Viridiplantae; Streptophyta; Magnoliopsida; Solanales; Solanaceae
Product: desiccation-related protein PCC13-62
Exons: 4
Coding region: 32-955 (307 amino acids)
Source: RefSeq, a predicted model, not a curated record
GUUACUUAUUUCUUCUUCUUUCAUUGCAAAAAUGAUAGUAUUUGUUUAUUUUUCAUUACUGAUUUUGCUACCACUAAGUUCAAGUUAUUCAGUUGAUGAGUGCUUUAUAAAUGAUCAAAACAAUUAUGUUGCUCGUAAUGUGCCCAAAUCGGAUGUCGAUCUAAUCGAAUUUCCGUUGAAUUUAGAGUUUAUGGAAGCUGAAUUUUUCUUAUGGGGUUCUUUGGGCUAUGGCUUGGAUAAGUUUGCACCUGAACUUGCUGAUGGUGGACCGGUGCCUAUUAGUGCUCAAAUUGCUAAACUUAGCCCUCUUAUAAGAGAUGUUAUUGCCCAAUUUGGAUUUCAAGAAGUUGGUCAUGUCAGGGCAAUCAAGGAUACAGUAGCAGGAUUUCCAAGGCCAUUGUUGAAUCUAAGUAGAGAAUCAUUUGCAACAGUGAUGAAUGAUGCAUUUGGACAUCCGUUAGAACCACCUUUUGAUCCUUAUGCUAAUGACAUCAACUAUCUUCUUGCAUCCUAUGUCAUCCCUUAUGUUGGACUCACUGGAUAUGUUGGAGCCAAUCCUAAACUUCACAGCCCUACUGCCAAAAGACUUGUAGCAGGACUAUUGGGAGUAGAAUCGGGCCAAGAUGCAGUUCUGAGAGCUUUGUUGUACGAGCGAGGAAGAGAGAACGUGAAACCAUAUGGGAUAACGGUAACAGAAUUCACAAACCGGAUAUCAGCGCUAAGGAACAAGCUGGGACGCCAUGGCAUUAAAGAUGAAGGACUUAGAGUGCAACGAGAAUUUGGUGCUGAAGGAAGUAUAAGGGGGAAUAUACUUGCAGGGGACAAGUACUCGCUUGCCUAUGAUAGAACACCGGAAGAAAUACUGCGAAUAGUGUACGGAAGUGGACAAGAGAGUAAACCGGGUGGGUUUUACCCUAAUGGAGCUGAGGGUCGAAUAGCAAAAUCAUAUCUUUGAGUUAAUUAGAGAACUGGUAAAAUGUUGCUUCAUGUCUCGUAAUAAAGUGACAAAAAUAAUGUUGGCUAUAUUUCUUGUGUUUGAUUGGCAAUUUAUCCUCAUUUUUUUUUGUUCA